Molecule: messenger RNA, 3066 nt
Organism: Frankliniella occidentalis (western flower thrips)
Lineage: Eukaryota; Metazoa; Arthropoda; Insecta; Thysanoptera; Thripidae
Gene: MFS10
Product: putative inorganic phosphate cotransporter
Exons: 12
Coding region: 246-1850 (534 amino acids)
Biological process (GO): transmembrane transport; monoatomic anion transport
Molecular function (GO): transmembrane transporter activity
Source: RefSeq, a predicted model, not a curated record
UGUUUUGUUUUGUUAUCUGUGCAAUUUGUCAACCUUGGCAUCUGGCCUAGAGUUCUGUAUCUUUUCUUUGUUGUGACUUUUGCUUUGGGCCUUGAAUUAAAAGAGAUCACAUUUAUCAAGGCAUUGAGACAUCACAGUGGUCUACCACACACCACUCUUCAACACUAUGAGAGGUUAGUGUUGACAAACGGACUUCGUUGAUGGAACGCCUACGCUUUUGGAGUUUAAAACUACACUAACCGACUAUGGCUGCUGUACGCGCUGGGUCCUCUGGAGACUUUCUAGAUGAUGACGAACCUGCUCUCGUUAUUAAUGCAUCUAAAAGCAGAGAGACAUCUUAUGGUACAUCCUCACUAAGCCAGCCGCCUGUGGUUGAUAGCAAUGACUGGAUCAAGGCCCGUUUUGUUGUAGGAUUUAUGGGCUUUUUGGGUCUUGCCUUAGUUUAUGCCAUGCGAGUCAAUCUGUCGGUGGUAAUUGUAGCAAUGGUUAAUAAUACUAAACCUCCAGAUGAUAUCAAUGUCACUGUGCCAGAUGCCUGUCCAGGUCCUUCUGGUCCAGCACCUCCUCCGCCAAAACAAGGAGAAUUCGAUUGGGAUGCUCGUACUCAGGGAAUCAUUUUGGGAUCAUUCUUUUAUGGGUAUGUGCUUACUCAAGUACCUGGUGGUAGAUUGGCAGAGCAGUAUGGAGCCAAAACUAUUUUUGGCUGGGGUAUCUUCAUUACUGCGAUUUUUACACUACUCAGUCCUCCUGCUGCAAGAAUGGGGGAAGGAGUUUUCAUAUUUGUCAGAGUACUUGAAGGAUUGGGUGAGGGCGUUACGUUUCCAUCCAUGGUUGCUAUGUUGGCUCGCUGGAUUCCUCCUCUGGAAAGGAAUACAUUUGCAGCUGCUGUUUAUUCUGGAUCAAACUUUGGAACAAUUAUUUCAAUGCCACUCUCAGGGUACUUAGCCUCUGUUGAAUGGAUGGGAGGAUGGCCUUUGGCUUUUUAUGUCUUUGGUGGCCUAGGUGUAAUCUGGUGUGUGGUUUGGUGGCAGAUCAUUUUUGACUCUCCUUCAACUCAUCCCAGAAUUAGUGCUCAAGAGAGGGAGUACAUAUUGGCUAGUUUAGGACCAGAGAAUUCCCAAGACAAGGACGAUAGUGAUUUUCCAUGGGUGGACAUUUUCUGUUGUGUCCCCUUUUGGGCAAUUAUGGUCAGUCAAUGUGGGAUGGCAUGGGCAUUUUACACACAGCUAACAGAAAUGCCCACCUACAUGGCCCAUAUUUUGAAGUAUAGUUUGCAGGCUAAUGCAGUGUUAACAUCCAUCCCCUACCUUACCUCUUGGAUCAGCAGUUUGUUAUUCUGUCGGUUAGCUGAUUGGCUGAUUGAAAAGGAAUAUUUGUCACCAGUGGCCUCUAUGAAAAUUUUUAAUUCAUUAGCAUCUGUUGUUCCAUCAAUUGGCUUCAUUGGAGCUGCUCUUGCUGGCUGUGAUCGUCAACUUGUUAUGGUGAUAAUUAGUCUGACUGGUGCAUUUGUUGGAGCUCAGUAUGCUGGUAACCAAAUGAAUCAUAUUGCACUGAGUCCUAGGUAUGCUGGCACAAUGUAUGGUAUGACAAACGGUGUCGCCAAUCUUUGUGGUUUUCUUGCACCCUACACAAUUGGGUCAAUUAUCAACAACCAUGAGACAGUUGGCAGAUGGCAACUGGUAUUUUUCUUAGCAGCAGCAGUUAACAUUAUCACAAACUUAGUAUACAUUAUUUUUGGCUCGGCAAAGGAGCAACCAUUCAAUCAUCCCAAUCCAAAGCCAAGCUACCUCUCAGAAGUUGAUGAACAGACGGAGCCUCUUCUCGGUGUAUCAGAAGUCUUGCAUAGAUAGGUCUUCAGUAACAGCCUCUUUUGUGGUAAGGAGGCUGACACCAUUCUUUAGCAAAUUUAACACUUGCAGGAUACAGUCAACACUUAACCUUGAAAUGCCUGGAUUAUUAUUCAAAUCAUCAGACUUGUUUGAUUAUUUUUCUAUGCCAGUUAAACUAAGCACAAAAAGAAGACAUGUGAUACCUAAUUUGUAUGAUGGUGUUCUCACAUUCCAGGUGACUUUUAAAUGCAUGGUCGGUCCAGUGUCUUGAUAUUAUUAUUAUUUGGUUUUUGAUCUGUGAAGUCUUUGACUGUAUGUUUAGUUAAUACAAUUUAUAUACUCGGUACAUAAAAUCUAAUCUAAAAUAGAUGGAGCUCAGAAAAGCAUUUGUUGAAGCAGUAUUCUUUAAGGUAUUUUGUUAAUCUCUUGUUUUUAUACCUUUUGUAUAUUUUUUAGGAGUGUUGCUUCAUGUGUGGUCAAAAACUUUGUAUUAUUUUAUUACAAAGAUGUCACAUAUGGCAGAGUAGUUCUGUUUUAAAGUUGUAUGGUGUACAAAGGUUUGAGUUAGCUCAUUUUAAUACGAAAAUGACUUAAGUACAUAGUAAACAUUUAAAAAAAAUUAGUAUAAUUGACUUUUUGUCAAGGCAGUUAAAGAAGUAUUUCUUCUUUUAAGGAACAGUCUGUGACUUUAUUGCAGGUAUAUAUAUAUGCUGUGAUAUUUUAUGCGCUGUGAAGAAAUGUGUGGGAGCAGUCAGAUUUGGUUUAAAAGUUUAGAGUUUUCGAUUUGUCACAAUUUGACUAGCCUCCCCCCCUUGACUCUGACAUUAUAUUCAAAAUUGAGUUUUUAUCCGUUAUGAUAAAUGGGGCUAAUAUAUUCUAUGAUAUGGGUGUGAAAUUAUUUGAGUACAAUAUGUCAAUUUUUGAUUCUGGAUAAUGCAUUGACAUGUUAUUGUCUGGUCUAUCUGUGCCUGAACAUGACCUUAUUCUACUUAUUUGAACUCAGUGGAUUUUUUAAUUUUUUAAAUACUGAUAUGUAUGGAAUAUUAUUAUACCAUUCCCUGCAGAGAAAAUGUUCCUAUAGACUCUUUAUUGAACGAGUCAAAAUGGUGAUUUUUAGCACCCUUUUAUCAAGAAGCUGCUGAUCACCUGCAGUCAUGUAUUGGUGGAUAAUUUGUGUACUUCGCCGAAUUUACACAUAUGUUAGUGUAAAAAAUAAAUAAACUUUAUUUUCAUACAA